This is a messenger RNA of Musca domestica (house fly), 724 nucleotides long. RefSeq lists its product as uncharacterized. The record is from RefSeq and is a predicted model, not a curated record. Lineage: Eukaryota; Metazoa; Arthropoda; Insecta; Diptera; Muscidae. The transcript has 3 exons. Bases 158 to 724 code for a protein of 188 amino acids.
CUUAGAUACAUAUUUGAGUUUCUUUGUUCAACAUUUUCAUUGCGGCUUUGUUGUUUAUUAAGAAAAUUAUGUCAUUAAAAAUUUAAAAUUCAAAAUAAAAAUUUUGGUUAUUUCUAAAAAAAUCCUUUCUCUCUUGGAAAAAAUUCCCCAAAAAAAUAUGUAUCCUCCUCCCUCUACCAAGAAAAUUGUACAGAUUUCUGAAGAAUCCUUGGCUCCCACCUAUGUUCACUUUGUUGUUGACAAUGAAUAUUACAUUGCCACACAACAGGAUAUGCGAAAAAUUGAAGAUGUUCGUUUGAUAAGUUUUCAAAAAUUACAACAAAAUGGCAAUGUUUAUCCCAUUGAUCCCCAGUCGGUGGAAUAUCUGCUGCAGGUGUUGAAAAGUGGAGCGGCAAAUAUAAUUUGUGUAACAAAUAAAUCGAACGAUGUUUAUCCUCAACCUAUGGAUACCUCUCCGUGUGGUGCAAAAUAUUCCAUUGAAGAACAAUUGAAAUGGGAUAGAUGCAGUAAUACAAAGCAAAUGCCUUUCCCUUUUACAUAUUCCAAAGGCACAUCUACCACGGACUUAAUGGCAUGUCUUGAAAAACAAACCACCCCAAAAUGCCCGAAAAAAGUCUCAUUUUCCUGUGCCACUCAAACGCAUGAAUCAAUAACCACCACAACCUGUCAAGAUGCCAGGGAACAAAGGAAACAAAAGAAGCUUAUAUCUUCGUACUUUUCUUAA